AAGACCAGACAUGAAAGAAUUGCAGUAGUCCAGGCAGGAUAUCACCAUGCCCUGGACAGUAAGUUGCACAGAGUCUACAAUUACCUUCACAAGGCAGGGGAAGACUGUACAAUGACUAAGUACUUAUCAGUGAACGUUAAACCGCUUACAGCAGUCCUCAUUAGGGUCACCGUUUUUCAGCACUAGCGCCCUCUCUUGGCUAGCAGGGAAGCGGCCUGCUGACGGGUCACCGUAAGCCCAACCCCCUCUCCGGUAUAUCUCCAAAUUGAACAUGGACUCUGCCACGGAAGAGCCUAGAACAAAGCAAACUUUUCGCUAAUAACACAGCCACGUCAUAAGAGACCCUGAGGAUCGCGGUGCGCCGCGGCGGGCCGCCAGGAUGCUGUGAGGUCGUCGCCAGGUGCCGGAAGGAGAACAUGGCUGCGGAACUGUGCCCUAGUAGCACGAGCACCAGCCUCCCGCGCGGCAACGGUGUCAUCGCGAACGCUGUGAGUGUGAGCAAGAAGAGCGUGCCACAAGUGACGGAGACAGUGGCGGCGGCGGCGGCAGCAGCUGCCGCGAGCGCCACCACCCAGCAUAACCUGAACAACAACAACGUCGAGCCGUGCAGCUGGCAGUCGUCGCACCCGACGCUGCGGGAGAGGAAUGCCUUAAUGUUCAACAACGAGCUCAUGGCUGAUGUUCACUUCAUUGUGGGUGCCCCUGGAGAAGCACAGAGAGUGCCGGCCCACAAGUAUGUUUUGGCAGUGGGCAGUUCUGUAUUUGGUGCCAUGUUUUAUGGUGAUCUCGCUGAGGGGGAGUCUGAAAUUCAUAUUCCAGAUGUGGAGCCUGCUGCUUUCCUGAUUCUUUUGAAGUACCUGUACAGUGAUGAGAUUGAACUGGAGGCUGAUACCGUGCUGGCCACACUGUAUGCUGCCAAGAAGUACAUCGUACCAGCACUAGCAAAGGCCUGUGUCAACUUCCUGGAGACGAGCCUGGAGGCAAAGAAUGCCUGCGUGCUGUUGUCCCAGAGCCGGCUCUUUGAGGAGCCUGAGCUGACACAGCGCUGCUGGGAGGUGAUCGAUGCACAGGCUGAACUAGCACUUCGCUCAGAGGGCUUCUGUGAGAUUGACCGACCCACCCUGGAAAUAAUCUUGACACGAGAGACACUCAACACAAAGGAAGCUGUGGUCUUUGAGGCCGUGCUCAACUGGGCUAUGGCUGAAUGCAAGAGACAAGGACUGGCUGCCACAGCACACAACAAGCGCAGUGUGCUGGGCACAGCACUGUACUUGGUGCGUGUGCCCACCAUGAGCCUGCAGGAGUUUGCUGAUGGGGCGGCCCAGUCGGAUGUUCUGACCCUGGAGGAGACGCACAACAUCUUCCUUUGGUACACGGCAAGUGUGAAGCCCAAGCUGGAUUUUCCACUGGCACGCCGCAAGGGGCUGGUGCCACAGCGCUGCCACCGAUUCCAGUCGUCAGCGUAUCGCAGCAACCAGUGGCGCUACCGGGGACGCUGUGACAGCAUUCAGUUUGCUGUGGAUAAGCGCAUUUUCAUUGCCGGCCUGGGUCUGUAUGGAUCAAGUGGAGGGAAGGCUGAGUACAGCGUCAAAAUCGAACUGAAGAGGCAGGGUGUGAUCCUAGCCCAGAACCUGACCAAAUUUGUGUCGGACGGGUCAAGCAGCACCUUCUCGGUGUGGUUUGAGCACCCGGUGCAGGUGGAGCAGGAUGCCUUCUACACGGUCAGUGCCAUCUUGGAUGGGAGUGAAUUGAGCUACUUUGGACAGGAAGGCAUGACAGAAGUGCAGUGCGGCAAGGUGACGUUUCAGUUCCAAUGCUCCUCAGACAGUACCAAUGGGACCGGCGUACAGGGAGGACAAAUCCCCGAGCUGGUAUUCUAUGUUUAACCUGAGGUGUGCAUUUCUGUUCCACCACUGGAGCAGAGGAAUGUGCACAACCUUCAAAACCAGCUUCUGUUGUCCUUAGGAUGCAAGCAGUGGGACCUUCUAUGACACUAUGUGCUUGUCAUUUGUUUGAUGGAUGUCAUUCUUUGACAAACAUUAAUCAGCUGUUUUUAUUUAGAGAAUUGAUUACAUUUUCAGUGCUCCAGCAUGCAGUUCUGUUUCUACAGCUGUAAUGUCCCAUGUGUGGAGCCCAUUUUACUGAACACUGAUUUGUUUGUCGAUCAAUAAAAUGAUUGGAGCACAAUUUACAAACCUGUAGACCAUGAAAGUGCAAAAUGUGGUCUGACCUCCCAGAAGU
This is a messenger RNA of Scleropages formosus (Asian bonytongue), 2241 nucleotides long. RefSeq names its product BTB/POZ domain-containing protein 6-B-like. Gene Ontology annotation, cellular component: cytosol. Gene Ontology annotation, molecular function: protein binding. The record is from RefSeq and is a predicted model, not a curated record. The transcript is spliced from 5 exons. Gene Ontology annotation, biological process: neurogenesis. Bases 417 to 1886 code for a protein of 489 amino acids. Lineage: Eukaryota; Metazoa; Chordata; Actinopteri; Osteoglossiformes; Osteoglossidae.